AUGUCCUCGAUCUAUGCAGGUCUCAAAAACUCUUCCUUCGGGCACGCCUCUUCCUCCAUCGUCGUUCUUCCUACAUCAAAUUCCUCUUCUGCUUCCACUCUAAUCUCUUAUGCAUUGAACCCACCAACCAUUUGGAAACAUCCUCGCUACAAUACACUGUUGACUCGUUUUUCGCUUCGAAGUUCCCGUCGAGCACCUUUGAAUCGACGUAAGAUCAGGAAAUUUGGUCGAGCGGUCUUGAUUGAAUGGGCAAUUGGCACGGUCACUGAUGCUCGCAAUCUUCGGUCAGGCAGAGCAGUGAUACGAAGCUGCUGCAGACUCCGUUCGCGUGUAUACGAGCGACUGUCGCGAGAGGCAUGGAAGAGGCGGGCUUCUUCUUUCGGAAAAGGGUUAUCAGUUGGUGUUUUGAUCCUUAGGGGAUGUGGAAAGUUUGUUGCUCGAGAGAAUGAGCAAUUAAACAGCGAUGGAAUUUAUUUUGAUAUCAUGGCUAUAUCUCCUAGGUUUUUAGGUGUGAAAACGAAAAUCGCCACGACGGCCACGAUCGAGCGAAAUCCUCGUUUCAGCCAAGAUCGCGCUGAUCAGAAGAUUUCUGCGAUUCGAGUAGGCGUCGAGCGAAGAGCAAAGCUGUUUGAGGAAAUGUCGGACGCUGGAGCACGAUGGCGAGAAUUGGCGGGCUUCUUCUUUCGGCGAUGGACUCGAUUUACUCGAGACGAAGGCGCUCUCUCUCGGCAUUCUUCUCUCCCGCUCUCUCUCUCUAAAUCCCGAUCUCCCUCUCAGUCUCUGGCUCUGAGUCCCGAAGUUCCCAGCCGCUCUCCUUCUCUUGGUCGCCCUCUCUUCCAAGGCCGAAGCCCGAGCUCCCUCUCGAUCUCCCUCAGUUCGCGCAUACAGGAGAAGCCGAGGCCCCCUCCCAUUCUCGGUGUUUGCGAACUUCAGCCAAGACGGAAGCCACCCGAACCCGACGAUCCCGUAGUCUUGGCUGACGCUGAUCUGGACGGUCCACCCGAGCCCGUCGCAUCUCCUACCUUUGCCGACCGGUAUCCCUCAAGGCUGCAAGCACAAAUCGCGGGAUGCGACUCAAACGGCGCCGAUUCGACGCGAUUUCGGCAAGGAUUCGAGGAUCCGCCGGGUGUAAGGAUUGAAGAGGCUGAAGCACAAUGUGCUUUGUUGAACUCAGAAUCUUUAUGUGACGGGUGUUUCACGUCUGAUUCAGACAUAUUCCUCUUUGGAGCCAAGACAGUGUAUAGGGAAAUUUUCUUAGGUGAGGGAGGCUACGUAAUUUGCUAUGAUAUGGCGGAUAUAGAGAAGAAACUUGGCUUUGGAAGAAAUUCACUGAUUACAUUGGCUCUCCUCCUUGGCAGUGAUUACUCUCAAGGAGUCUACGGCUUUGGUCCUGAAACAGCAUGCCAGCUUGUUAAAUCAAUUGGAGAUAUCAACAUUCUGCAAAAAGUCAAGUUAGAGGGAUUAGCAUUUGCAAAAAAGAAGUCCAAAGCAAAAAAAACCGUUAAGUCUCUUAAUUGCAAUGCAGAUAAGGAAAAUCUUAUAUGCUACAAACAACAUAUGGCUGAAAGUGACAAGAAACUGGGACCAAAUGACCACGUACUAGAUGUUAUAAAUGCUUAUCUAAAGCCAAAAUGUCACUUACCUGAUUCGGAAGCUGUACAGAGUGCAUGCAGCACAUAUCCAUUUUUGAGGACAAGGCUUCAACAGAUUUGUGCUGUAUCAUUUGGAUGGACUCCUGAGAAAACUGAUGAAUACAUCCUUCCAAAGAUCGCUGAGAGAAAUCUCAGACGGUUUGCGAAUCUGCGUAAUACUUCAUCCGAACUCGGAGCAAAUAUUCCAUUGCACAAGAUUCCGGUGCCCUGCCCUGUAACUGCAAUUGUUAAGCAGCGGAAAUUACAGGGAAAAGAAUGCUUUGAGGUUUCUUGGCAAGAUAUGGAAGGGCUUCAGACCUCUAUUGUCUCUGCUGAUCUAAUUGGAAGUGCCUGCCCCGAAAAAAUAGCAGAGUUCAGAGAGAAGAAAGCUAUGGCGAAGAAAAGAAACACCAGAAAACAAAUACCUAUUAAGGAUUCAAAUGUUGAUGUUAACAAAGUUGAUUUCCAGCUUCAAGGUCUGCUCCUUGACAUAGAAUCACAGAGUAACUCCCUUCCCAGGCCUUCCCAAUGUUGUCCUGCACCUUACCUUCAUGAAAUGGGAAUUGAGAUUAUUGAUCUGUCAUCUCCUUCCCCACCUCUCCGGGCAUCCAAACAUGCAAGAUCCAAUGACGUUACCAACCAGCAAAUAAACAUGAUUGAUUUGUGUGAGACUGACACCGAGGUUUUGUCGCCUGAACAUGCGAGGAAGGCAAGGGAGCUGAGAUUAUUUAUAGAAAUUAUUAGAGAAGAUCUUUAGUAGAUGGGUUGGUUAGGAAAAUUUUCUAUGGUUUUGUUUAUGUUAGUUUGAUUGCAUUGGUCUCCAUUAUUUUUAUAUGUCAUUGCAUUUGUACUUUUUAAACUUUAGAUGUUGUAUGUUACUGUAUGUAUAAUGUUGUCUGUUUUUUGCUUGCUUUCUUUA
Molecule: messenger RNA, 2550 nt
Organism: Dendrobium catenatum
Lineage: Eukaryota; Viridiplantae; Streptophyta; Magnoliopsida; Asparagales; Orchidaceae
Product: flap endonuclease GEN-like 2
Exons: 15
Coding region: 1-2388 (795 amino acids)
Molecular function (GO): 5'-flap endonuclease activity; DNA binding
Source: RefSeq, a predicted model, not a curated record